Saimiri boliviensis boliviensis (Bolivian squirrel monkey) is the source of this 4527-nucleotide messenger RNA. Lineage: Eukaryota; Metazoa; Chordata; Mammalia; Primates; Cebidae. The record is from RefSeq and is a predicted model, not a curated record.
CGCAGGCGCGGUUCCCGCCUCCUCCUGGCCGGCGGAGCGAGUGGAGGCUGGAGCCCGGCUCGUCUCGGCGCUCGCGUCGCCGCCGCCGCGAAGCCCCCCGCCCCGCUUCCGCCGCGUCGGAAUGAGCUCCCGGAAAGUGCUGGCCAUUCAGGCCCGAAAGCGGAGGCCGAAAAGAGAGAAACAUCCGAAAAAGCCGGAGCCUCAACAGAAAGCUCCUUUAGUUCCUCCUCCUCCACCGCCACCGCCACCACCACCACCUUUGCCAGACCCCACACCCCCAGAGCCAGAGGAGGAGAUCCUGGGAUCAGAUGAUGAGGAGCAAGAGGACCCUGCGGACUACUGCAAAGGUGGCUAUCAUCCAGUGAAAAUUGGAGACCUCUUCAAUGGCCGGUAUCAUGUUAUUAGAAAGCUUGGAUGGGGGCACUUCUCUACUGUCUGGCUGUGCUGGGAUAUGCAGGGGAAAAGAUUUGUUGCAAUGAAAGUUGUAAAAAGUGCCCAGCAUUAUACGGAGACAGCCUUGGAUGAAAUAAAAUUGCUCAAAUGUGUUCGAGAAAGUGAUCCCAGUGACCCAAACAAAGACAUGGUGGUCCAGCUCAUUGACGACUUCAAGAUUUCAGGCAUGAAUGGGAUACAUGUCUGCAUGGUCUUCGAAGUGCUUGGUCACCAUCUCCUCAAGUGGAUCAUCAAGUCCAACUAUCAAGGCCUCCCAGUACGUUGUGUGAAGAGUAUCAUUCGACAGGUCCUUCAAGGAUUAGAUUAUCUACACAGUAAGUGCAAGAUCAUUCAUACUGACAUAAAGCCAGAAAACAUCUUGAUGUGUGUGGAUGAUGCAUACGUGAGAAGAAUGGCAGCUGAGGCCACUGAGUGGCAGAAAGCAGGUGCUCCUCCUCCUUCAGGGUCUGCAGUGAGUACGGCUCCACAGCAGAAACCUAUAGGAAAAAUAUCUAAAAACAAAAAGAAGAAACUGAAAAAGAAACAGAAGAGGCAGGCUGAGUUACUGGAAAAACGCCUGCAGGAGAUAGAAGAAUUGGAGCGAGAAGCUGAAAGGAAAAUAAUAGAAGAAAACAUCACUUCAUCUGCACCUUCCAAUGAGCAGGAUGGUGAAUAUGGCCCAGAGGUGAAACUAAAAACAACAGGAUUAGAGGAGGCGGCCGAGGCAGAGACCACAAAGGACAACGGUGAAGCUGAGGACCAGGAAGAGAAAGAAGACACUGAGAAAGAAAACAUUGAAAAAGAUGAUGAUGAUGUAGAUCAGGAACUUGCGAACAUAGACCCUGCUUGGAUAGAAUCACCUAAAACCAAUGGCCAUAUUGAGAAUGGCCCAUUCUUACUGGAGCAGCAACUGGACGAUGAAGAGGAUGAUGAAGAAGAUUGCCCAAAUCCUGAGGAAUAUAAUCUUGAUGAGCCAAAUGCAGAAAGUGAUUACACAUAUAGCAGCUCCUAUGAACAAUUCAAUGGUGAAUUGCCAAAUGGACGGCAUAAAAUUCCUGAGUCACAGUUUCCAGAGUUUUCCACCUCAUUGUUCUCUGGAUCCUUAGAACCUGUGGCCUGCGGCUCUGUGCUUUCUGAGGGAUCACCACUUACUGAGCAAGAGGAAAGCAGUCCAUCCCAUGACAGAAGCAGGACGGUUUCAGCCUCCAGUACUGGGGAUUUGCCAAAAGCAAAAACCCGGGCGGCUGACUUGUUGGUGAAUCCCCUGGAUCCCCGGAAUGCAGAUAAAAUUAGAGUAAAAAUUGCUGACCUGGGAAAUGCUUGUUGGGUGGUAAGUAGAAUUUUCUUUUUAAAACACUUUGAUCAUGAUUCUAUGUGCAAAGACACUUUUUCAAUGUCUGUGUUCUCUGUGGUAAUGCAGUCUGUUCCCUUCCAGCAUAAACACUUCACGGAAGACAUCCAGACGCGUCAGUAUCGCUCCAUAGAGGUUUUAAUAGGAGCGGGGUACAGCACCCCUGCGGACAUUUGGAGCACGGCAUGUAUGGCAUUUGAGCUGGCAACGGGAGAUUAUUUGUUUGAACCACAUUCUGGGGAAGACUAUUCCAGAGACGAAGACCACAUAGCCCACAUCAUAGAGCUGCUAGGCAGUAUUCCAAGGCACUUUGCUCUGUCUGGAAAAUAUUCUCGGGAAUUCUUCAAUCGCAGAGAUCACAUAGCAUUGAUCAUUGAACUGCUGGGGAAAGUUCCUCGAAAAUACGCUAUGUUGGGGAAAUAUUCCAAGGAGUUUUUCACCAGAAAAGGAGAACUCCGACACAUCACCAAGCUGAAGCCCUGGAGCCUCUUUGAUGUACUUGUGGAAAAGUAUGGCUGGCCCCAUGAAGAUGCUGCACAGUUUACAGAUUUCCUGAUCCCGAUGUUAGAAAUGGUUCCAGAAAAACGAGCCUCAGCUGGUGAAUGCCUUCGGCAUCCUUGGUUGAAUUCUUAGCAAAUUCUACCAAUACUACAUUCUGAGCUAGCAAAUGUUCCCAGUACAUUGGACCUAAACGGUGACUCUCAUUCUUUAACAGGAUUACAAGUGAGCUGGCUUCAUCCUCAGACCUUUAUUUUGCUUUGAGGUACUGUUGUUUGACAUUUUGCUUUUUGUGCACUGUGAUCCUGGGGAAGGGUAGUCUUUUGUCUUCAGCUAAGUAGUUUACUGACCAUUUUCUUCUGGAAACAAUAACAUGUCUCUAAGCAUUGUUUCUUGUGUUGUGUGACAUUGAAAUGUCAUUUUUUUGAAUGAAAAAUACUUUCCCCUUUGUGUUUUGGCAGGUUUUGUAACUAUUUAUGAAGAAAUAUUUUAGCUGAGUACUAUAUAAUUUACAAUCUUAAGAAAUUAUCAAGUUGGAACCAAGAAAUAGCAAGGAAAUGUACAAUUUUAUCUUCUCGCAAAGGGACAUCAUUCCUGUAUUAUAGUGUAUGUAAAUGCACCCUGUAAAUGUUACUUUCCAUUAAAUAUGGGAGGGGGACUCAAAUUUUAGAAAAGCUACUAAGUCUUGAGUGCUUUGUAGCCUGUGUUGCAUGUAGCAGACUUUAACUGCUCCAAGGAGUUGUGCAGACUUUUCAUUCCAUAACAGUCCUUUCACAUUGGAUUUUAAACAAAGUGGCUCUGGGUUGUAAGGUGUCAUUCUCUGUAUGGCACUUGAAAAGAAGAAAAGAUACGCUUCUCAUUUUAAAAUAUGCAUUAUAAUUUAGCAGUCCCAUUUGUAUUUUUGCAUAUUUUUGAAAGUACUUUUAAAGAAAAAGAGCGAUUUCCCUUUAAAAAUGUGAUGGCUCAGUACCGUGUCAUGUUGUCUCCUCUGGGCGCUGUAAGUUAAGCUCUACGUAGAUUAAAUUGGAAAAGAGAAACGUGUGCAUUUUGUGGAAUGAAAAAAUACAUAUAUUUUUGGAAAAGCAUGAUCAUGCUUGUCUAGACCACAAGGUAUGAUAUAUACAAUUAGCAGUGCAGUGGGCAGAAUACUCCUUAAAGCUAGAAGGUAACAGUGAUCACAUUCAUUCCAUAGGUAGCUUUAUGUGUGGCUACAACAAAUUUUACUAGCCUUUCAUUGUCUUUUCCAGGAAAUGAAGUUGAGAAAAUGAUUUUCCCUUUGCAGGUUGCACACAGUUUUGUUUAUGCAUUUCCUCCUUAAAAUUAAUUGUAGAAUCCAGGACACAAACCAUAGUAGGCAAUACAAUUUUAGAAUGUAAUAUAUAGAGGUAUAUUUAGCCUCUUUUAGAAGUCAGUGGAUUGAAUGUCUUUUUAUUUUAAAUUUUACAUCAUUAAGGUGCCUCGUUUUUGACUUUGUCCAAUUAACAUUUAUCCAUAUGCCUUUGCAAUAACUAGAUUGUGAAAAGCUAACAAGUGUUGUAACAAUAAUCCAUUGUUUGAGGUGCUUGCAGUUGUCUUAAAAAUUAAAGUGUGUUGGGUUUUUUUUCCAGACAUUGCCUUGGUCAUUGCCCUGUAAGUGAUAGAAUCAAUGAACAGUUGCUAUCAGUUUAAGUGUCACCAAAACUAAAUACCAGCAUUCCUGUUGCAGCAAAUGUAGAACAUGCAUUAAGGCUUAUUAUAAGGAAAUUAUUUGUUAUUUUUUAAGGGCAGAAGGGAUUUAGGAGAAAAGCUACAGUAUAGAUUGAUUACCCAGAAUUUCAAUGAUCCCUUUUCAUCCAUGGUUCAUCAGAAACAUACUAACUGCAUUUGUUUGGUCAUUGAUUGCAAACGUAAAAGGGCAUUCCCUGUUAGGGAACAAGACACAUAACCCGCUUAGGAAUUGCCAUUAUAUCACAUACCACUGUGAGGUAGAAUGUACCAUUUGUUCAUUUCUUUAUAGAAUGUGCAUGCUAAGUUUUUCUAAUGAGGCUGUAGGUUUCCAUGUAGAUUCUAUGAUAGAUGGUGGCUGUAGACUGGUGAUACUAUCCAUGAUUUCUGUAGGAAACAUCCUUACAACAACCAUAGAGCACAAUUCAUAUCUUCCCUAAGUGUAAAAGGAUUUUUAUCAGGGUGAUAGUAUACUUGAAUGAAAUUUGUCUAAUGCAGUUUUUGCUCAUGCUGGAAAAUAACAACUAGAUUAUGAAUUUUUA